AUGAAAGAUAUAUUUUUUUUUAUCGUUUGUUCGGUCUUGGCAGUAGUAGUACUUUCUGCUACGACCAAAUCUCAAGUUAAUGCUAAUGCAAAAGACAAAUUACUUACUCAAAAAGUGUCCGAUAAUAGUGUACCAGAUUUUCAUGCUUUUAAUUGGAGACUAUGCAAAGCUUUGCACGAUGUUGAGAAGAAUAAUGCAGUUAUAUCUUCUAUAAGUAUUAAGUUGGUGCUGUUGAUGCUAUAUGAAGGAGCUCUAGGAAAUACAGCUAAACAGAUAGAACAAGUUGUCGGAAUAAGUGGUCAUAAGCAAAAUAUGAGAGAACGUUAUUCACAAAAAUUGCAAUCAUUACAAAGUCAUGGUAAAGAUGAUUAUGAAUUGGAUAUUGGCACUAAAUUGUUUAUGGAUGUAUCAGUUCAACCAAAACCUGAUUUUAUAGAAACUAUAUCUAGGUGGUAUAAUUCAAGUUUAGAGGUGGUUGAUUUUAGUAAACCAGCAAAUGCUGUAAAUUCAAUAAAUCAAUGGGCAGAAAUCCUUACUCAUGGGCGUAUUCAACAACUAAUAUCUGAAGCCGAAACCAAAGAAAGCACAGUUCUUCUUUUAUUGAAUGCUAUAUAUUUUAAAGGAUAUUGGACAACUCCGUUUAAUAAAGAACUUACGAAAAGGGGUGCAUUUUAUUUAAACUCAAAAACUGCUGUUGAUGUUCAAUUAAUGACUGCUUAUAGCAAUUUUAAAUUAUCUACUAUAGAAUCACUUAAUGCUAGAUUAAUUAGUUUACCAUAUCAGGGAAACAAAUUUGUUAUGUAUAUAAUAUUGCCAGAUGAAAAUGGUUUGGAUGAUCUAAUUAAUAAAAUUAAUCCAUCAUUAUUGGGUGAAUCAAUAAAAAAUAUGAAGACGUAUUCUACAAAAGUUGUGGUACCAAGAUUUAGUUUUGAAUAUACAUCAAUUCUUGGACCAUUAUUACAAAAGUUAGGUAUUACCGAUAUGUUUGGACAAAAUGCAAAUUUAACAAAUUUAGGUAAUGAUGGCCAAUUUGGUAGUCUUAUUGUGUCUAAUGUACUUCAAAAAGCUGGACUCGAAGUAAAUGAACAAGGAAGUACCGCUCAUGCAGCUACUGAAGUUGAAUUAGAUCACCGUUUCGGGGAACCAAUUGAAGCUUAUUUUGAAGUCAAUAGACCAUUUUUAUUCAUGAUAGAAGAUAUUACAAUGAAUACCAUAGUAUUUGUUGGACAAGUAACGAAUCCACUUUCACAGGGCUCGCCUGUAGUGUCUAUUCCACCGGUUAAGUCUAAAACUCCAAUAAAAUCCGUUGGAAACAUUGAGUUGAAAAUGAAAAAUAAUUUUGAACAAGAGAUUGACUUCCAGCGGUUUAGUUAUUUUGACAGAGAACUAUUUCAAGAACUUAGCUUAAAUCAACCAGAUUCAAAUGUUGUAGUUUCUCCAGCUAGUAUUAAAACCAUGUUAACAUUAUUAUCGGAAGGUGCUCGCGGAGAUACUUUGGAUCAAUUAAAUAGGGUAUUACGUUUACCAACUGACCAAUCAACAUUUCAUAAUGUGUUACAUGCAAACCAAUUGUCUAUGGAGAGUAAUCUAAUUGAUUUAGUGGUUGUCAACAACAUCUUUGUUAAGAACAAGAACAGUAUAUCUAACUAUUUCAAAGAGACGGCACAAGAUAAAUACUCAGCUAAUAUAACUGAAAUUAAUCUUCUUAAUAUUGAAGCAUCAGUUAAAAUGAUCAAUAAACAAAUUUUUGAUGUUACACAUGGACUUAUAAACAGUGUAAUUUCUAAAGAUGAUUUUGAUGGAAACACUGAACUUUUAUUGACAAAUGUACUUUAUUUCAAAGGAGAUUGGUUAGUGAAAUUUGAUGAAAAUAGCACUAAAAAACAGUGUUUUUACACAAAACCUAGUAUGUGCACCGAAGUCAGCAUGAUGAAUUUACAAAACCACCUAGGAUAUGGGUACAUACCAGAUAUUAAGGCCCAAGUUAUUGAACUGCUUUACAAGGAUAUCAAUUUUUCUAUGCUUAUAUUAUUGCCGGAUGAAAAUACUUCAACUGUACAAGUAUUGAAAGACUCACAACAUAAUUCUUUUUCUAAAAUAUUGAAUUCAAUUGAUGAAAGAACUGUCAAUUUAUCUUUGCCACGGUUCAAAAUUGAUUUCUCGACAAAGUUACCGUCUGUACUUAAAAAGAUGGGAUUAACAUCAAUCUUUAGUAGUAACGCAAAUCUGACAUCAAUAUUUAACCCAGCAAAACAAGUGUUAGUGAAGGAUAUAACACAUAAAGUCACUAUGGAAGUCAAUGAAAAAGGCUCUAGAGCAGGCGCAGUCACAGUUGUUUCAGUUAUACCUUUGAGUAACAUACCUCAACCAUCACCUGUGACCGUCCUUGUAGAUCGGCCUUUUAUUUUUUACAUUUUUAACCGUGCUACUAAAAAUAUACUAUUCAGUGGCCAAGUAUAUGAUGUAAAUAGUAAUAUUUCAACUUAA
Molecule: messenger RNA, 2487 nt
Organism: Macrosiphum euphorbiae (potato aphid)
Lineage: Eukaryota; Metazoa; Arthropoda; Insecta; Hemiptera; Aphididae
Source: the annotation of a GenBank genome assembly